ACCCCACCAGUUCAAGAUCUCUCUCUCUCUCUCUCUCUGCGCCGCUCGACACGACGUUUCAAAGCACUCUUUCGCUCUUAUAUGUAUAUAUAUUGCUUCGUCUUCCUAAAAGUCUAACCUUUUAGCCUGCAGGUUUUUCGUUGUUCUUGGUGGUUUCACUGAUUCUUGUUUGCAGCAUUCGAUUCGAUUCGAUUCUAUUCUAUUCUAUUCUUGUUGAUACCUUUCUCGUUGCAUAGAUUCUUUCUGCUCUGCUCGUUUCUUUGUUGUUUUUCGUGUUUGGGUGUUCCUGUCAUGGAUGCAGUAUCAUCAUCUGUUAAUUCUUCAUCGAGCACCAAGCCUCGCUCCCGAUGCCCCCCACUUCAAGAUCCGUUUCUCCACAGAAAAAGUUCCCGGGAGAACUUGGACAGAUUUAUUCCGAAUCGAUCGGCAAUGGACUUUGAUUACGCGCAUUACAUGCUGACCGAAGGGUGCAAGGAGACGGAGAACCCUGCAGCGAGCUCCCCUUCAAGAGAGGCUUACAGGAAGCAACUAGCCGAGACCCUGAACAUGAAUAGGACCCGAAUUCUCGCGUUCAAGAACAAGCCCCCGGCUCCUGUGGAGUUGAUUCCCCGUGAAUUCACUUCCCCUCAGCGCUCUAGGCCCACCAAACCCCGCCGUCACAUUCCUCAGACUUCGGAGAGGACACUGGAUGCUCCAGAUCUCGUGGAUGACUACUAUCUCAACCUAUUGGAUUGGGGAAGCAGCAAUGUGCUCUCCAUCGCCCUUGGGAGCACGGUCUACUUGUGGGAUGCUUCCAAUGGCUCCACCUCAGAACUUGUCACUGUGGAUGACGACAUUGGCCCUGUUACCAGCGUUAGCUGGGCUCCUGACGGCCGCCACAUUGCUGUCGGUUUUAACAAUUCUGAAGUGCAGUUGUGGGAUUCUACUGCCAACAGACUGCUGAGAACUCUGAAAGGAGGCCACAGAUCACGAGUUGGGUCACUGGCAUGGAACAAUCACAUACUGACCACCGGAGGAAUGGACGGUCGGAUUAUUAACAACGAUGUGAGGGUAAGAUCACCCAUUGUUGAGACCUACAGAGGGCACACUCAGGAGGUAUGCGGGCUUAAAUGGUCUGCUUCAGGCCAACAACUGGCUAGCGGAGGGAACGAUAACCUCCUCCACAUAUGGGACCGCUCCAUGUCCUCCUCAAAUUCGUCUACCCAAUGGCUCCACAGGCUUGAGGAACACACAGCCGCCGUCAAAGCCCUCGCUUGGUGCCCUUUCCAGGGGAACCUGCUGGCCUCCGGCGGAGGUGGUGGAGACCGAUGCAUCAAGUUCUGGAAUACACACACUGGGGCUUGCUUGAACUCGGUCGAUACGGGGUCUCAAGUGUGUGCCCUGCUGUGGAACAAGAACGAGCGCGAGCUGCUCAGCUCUCACGGAUUUACGCAGAACCAGCUAACCCUUUGGAAGUACCCGUCUAUGGUGAAGAUGGCGGAACUAACUGGUCAUACCUCUAGAGUUCUUUUCAUGGCACAGAGCCCGGAUGGUUGCACGGUAGCAUCAGCAGCAGGAGAUGAAACUCUUAGAUUUUGGAAUGUGUUUGGGGUUCCUGAAGCCGCUAAAGCCGCUCCGAAAGCUAACCCGGAACCUUUUCCUCAUCUUAAUCGCAUCCGCUGAAGAAAGUCCUUGAAGAGCCAACAACAAAGCUCCAUCUGCUAUCUACAAUCUUCAGAAAGUCUUUUAAUUUGGUCCUGUCUUUCGGAGCUCGCCUACCUCUCUCAGGGAUGGCAAAAUAAUUAAUACACAGAUUCUGUUAGAAUUUUGCUAAUGUACAGAGACACACAUAUUGAUUAUGUUGUAUAAAUCGACUUUUGUUCAGUUAUUAAAAAGACUCGUCUCCUUUUAGCU
Molecule: messenger RNA, 1893 nt
Organism: Punica granatum (pomegranate)
Lineage: Eukaryota; Viridiplantae; Streptophyta; Magnoliopsida; Myrtales; Lythraceae
Source: RefSeq, a predicted model, not a curated record